Molecule: messenger RNA, 5965 nt
Organism: Bombus impatiens (common eastern bumble bee)
Lineage: Eukaryota; Metazoa; Arthropoda; Insecta; Hymenoptera; Apidae
Product: coiled-coil domain-containing protein 137
Exons: 5
Coding region: 4878-5810 (310 amino acids)
Source: RefSeq, a predicted model, not a curated record
AUUCACAGUAGUGUCCCGAGUUUCACGGCCACGUUAAAACGUCGUACGAUUUCUCGUACAACCGCGACCGUAUAUACAUACGCUAUCAUUUAUUCUCGUCCCGUUUCGUCAUCCUUAUCACUGUUCCGCAUCCGUCGACCACGAUCACCAUGAUAAUAAAGUUGCUAUUCACAUUUGCGUGGCAAUAUUUUGACGAAUAAGAAAGGGAAAUUAAUUUCCGUUGCCGGCUCUGUGCGAUUAAGUUUUGCUGUAGAUACUUACAUGUGCUGUUCGUCGCAAGUGAACGAUGAAACACAGAGAACAAGAACCGUUCCUCGACACGACGAUUCUCAGAUCGACGAAGUAAGAGAAAUUUAAUUAACUUGCGUACACCGACUAAUGUAUCAAGUUCCGAGGAUAAUGUGCGUAAUCGAAGUUUCUUCGACGAAGAUAGCACUUUGGCUCGCAACUAACGAAACGAGUAACAAAAGCACUUGCGCAACGAUCCUCGGCUUGAUAAGAGAAAAAGCCUCUAAUUUUACUAAUUCACUGUCCUACAAUGUAUUAAGUUUCACUUUGAAUAGUUAUACAACCGGUCCGAGGUACCUCUUCGUCACGACUCAACGAUAGCACGUUGGUUUAGAGCAAACGAAGCGAGCAACAAGCGUAUUUGUCCAGUUGUCGGCGUUUCCGUGCGCAGAUUGCACGCUAUUUCCAGCAACCGGGUACACGGGGCCGGCUCGCGAUCAUCCUCGUUCCGAGGAUCAUUCAUAAUUCUUCGCGACGGGUUCUCCUCUCCUUCUCUGCUCUAACGUUCGCCUAAGCACCGGCAAAGUGUGCACCACGUCCUGCACGCGUUGCAUAAGAAUUUCCUCGCGAGUCACGCGGUUUCGUAUCGACGAACGCGAUCGUUUCGCCUUCCUCACGGGUUUUAUGAUGUUCGAAGUGGAUCUAGAAAUCCUCCUCGACCACUGGAUUACGCGAUAUUUCAACGAGAUAUAGAAACGAACAAUUUUUCCAACCACUGGAUUUUCUAUCCGCUGGUCGUACGUUCGAAGUGAAUCCGCGAAUUGUCGAAGUUUUUGUCAAAAUAUCGGACAGUCGGAUCUUGCUUCUUGACAAUGACGAUCAUUCUUCUAGUUCAGUUGAAUUUCACGUUGAGAAUAAUUUAGAAGCAGUAUCUCGAUGAUAUUCAAGAAUCAUCUAGACAUCUGUGAUCUCUUUUUAGAAGCGCCACAGUGUUGGAAGAAGAUCUAGAAAUCAACGAUCCCUUUUUCCAAGCGCUGCACGUCACUAGUCUUCGGAAAGAAUUUAGAACUCGAUAAUUUGUCUAUCCGAGCGACGUUCUAAUCGAAAGAGGAUCUAGAGAUCGACGAUUCGUUCUUUUAGACGUGAGAUUCCACGAUGUUGAAAAAGCACCCAGAGAUCGAAAAUCCCAUCUUCGAGGCGCUGGGUUCCGCGAUGUCCGACGCGAGUCCAGAAAUUUUCCAGCCUACUAUCCAAGUUCAAAGAGGAUCGAGAAAUCGUCGAGGCGCUGAAUUCAGGAUCCACGAACUCGUCGAUCAAUUCCACAAUGUUCCAAGAACGUUCCCUCCUCUUCGAUUCUCCUGUCUGGUUUCCACCAAUAUUCGCCAAGCAUCGAAAAAUCCUCGAUCUGCCUGCCAAAGCGUCGAAUUGCACAAAGUCGAAGGAGGAUCUAGAAAUCAUCGAUCCCUCCUCUGUCGAGGCACCGAGUUCCAAAAGGUUUCAAGAGCAUCCAGAAGUCGUGGAUCCUUGCGUGGAGGCGCGUCCGAUUGCACGAUGUUUCGAACGAACCGGAAAAUCCUUCGAAGCGCGAAAGUUAGACGAGGUACGAGGAGGAUCUAGAAAUCGUGGAUCCUCUGUUCGAAGCACUGACCGAUCGGUGGCUCGUGGUCGGCGAAAACUCGCUCGGAACCUGUCAACGCGAGAACCACUUCUGAGAUUGCGUGCGCCGCGGUAUAAGCGAAAAUAAUCCACGCACACGCGCGCGCGCGGGCGCGCGCGUUUGCACACCCACACUAGCCAAGUAGAAUGUGUUUUAAGACGGUGUGGCCGAACGUGUACGCUACUUUACGAGCAUUGUUCAAUGUGUCACGUGAACGUGUGGAAAGGUAGGCGCGAGCGCGCCUAUCAAACUGUGAACGUAUAUAUUUAGAUGUGUUUAUGCGUGUGUAUGUGAGAAAAUACGUCACACUGAUACGCGUGCCGCAUGGAAAUAGAGCCGUGUGCGAAUGUACUGCUAGUAGAAGAACUUGACAUGUGGGCAGAGCUACAGAUAAGAUUAUAUGAAGCCGCUCUAGCCAACGUUUUCGACCUGGAUUUUUAUUGCAAUUUUUAUAUUAUUCGUAUUGCGUGUAGGUUCGCUUUUCCAAGUUUCGUCGGUGUAUGCGUCGUUACGUACAACGAUGUGAGAUUGAAUUCUAUUUUGUCGUGCAAUAGAUACACUGUGCCACUCAAGGUACGACGAAAAUCGAGAAAAUAUCACCCUCGAGGUUGAAAAUUUGCCGAGUAUAUACGAAUUCACCUAAUUCCCAAAUAGACGGAGUAUAAUUGACAAGGAGGUUGUUCUAUAUCCGAAAAUAAGUCGGAAACGUGUGGUACAAUUUUUUCGUCCGAGGCUUCGUUUCCGAGAAAAUGAAAUUUUCAAACGGUAUAUACCGCUGUUUUCUUUAAGACGAGGCCACAAGAGAAAAAGUUGUACUCUACAUUUUUAUAUUUAGAGUAACCUUCGGCCAAUCGUCCACCUCUUAUCGGUCUACAAUCAGCAAAAAAUACAUAGGUAUACUUAACAAAGUGUACUUAAUAUACUUGUCAAAUGUGAUCACCUAAUGCAUGAAACCUCGAGCGUAAUUUUGUUAUCCUUCGUUUUAUUUCGUUUCACAGAAUCCCCUCUGAACUUCUCUUACGCCGCAAACGUUAAAAAUAUACACAACGAAGCAUCAUCAACGACGAUACAAAUGAAAUGAAGAAAUUGCGAUGGAGAGCCACGUCAAAGGCUUAAUUCUAGCAGAAUAUCUUCGACUUUAAUCAGGAAUUUAGGUCCACGAUGUAUACGAGUUUCGAGGUUCACGACAGCUUCAGAUUGUAGGUUUCUACGUAUAAGAGGCGAUCCUGGUAGUCGGUGCGUGGGUAUUGCUGGCAAGAACAAUUGGAUUGUUGUAAGAGGAUAUUUUUAUAGCUUUAUGCACGGCAUUUUUAAUACGGAUGAAUAGGAAAUGGGAAGUGGCGGUGAGGGUCGGUAGUGGGAAUUCUGGAAAAUGGCUUCUAUACGCGCAACUCUGAGAUUGGCCUUUGUUUGAUGACCGGGGAAAAUCGGUAGCUGUGAAACCGUUUUGCUUGUUACAACAAGCAACUUUGCGCACUCCUAUACGCCUCUAGUUAACACGUGCGCUCUCACAGCUACGAGCUUUGUUGAUCCGCUACGUUUUCUUGGUAAACAGCUCUAGAAGGAAAGCGUAUCGGCGGGAAAUUUUUAAAUAAUAUCAUGGAAAUAUAACGCAUAUUUCGCAAAGAAAUCAUUCACAGGCUCGAUUGUAUUUAGUUUCUCGCCACCAGCUAUUUUCCCCGCUCGUUUACAUAAUUACUCGCUCACGCUAGCAAUGACCCAUAUCGUUUCCGCUCUAUGAACAGUUUCCUCAGUUUCGUUCAUUUCUACGAUAAAGAGAAAUCUCUGGAAAUAAAUUGGAAAUGUUCAGAUUGCGAUAAUCCGGCUAAGUUAAUUAUAGGAGAAAUCGAAUGGUGCGUUUGUCGAAGUUCUUCGCUAAUUUCCAUGCGAUUGGCGGCGAAAAUAGAAAAAGAAGCGCUAUAUACGCCUUCUUGUUCGCCAACACGUCAGUACGUGUCACACUACAUUCUCCUGACUGGCGUAAGCGGCACAAGUGGCUUUAUACAUACAUAUGUAUGCAAUGUAAAUAAGCGUGUACGUAAUGUAAGCGGCGCGCAAAAAUACCCGUAAUACUAAAUUAUCGGUACAAGCGGUAGCGAACUGCGUUGCCGAUAAAUCUGCACUUAUUUUAAUUAAUCCCGUUAAAGAACGUGAAAGUCUUGCCACAUUGCCAACACCGUGUACCCAGUCGAAGCGUCUUAGGUGCCGAUUGGAAUUUAAUUUAGACGAAAAUACAAAGUUAUUCGUUCGUGUAACCGUGUUCUGUUCCCUUUUUAACAGACAGUCCAAACAGAAUUUAUUAUCGACGUUGUAUCGCCGCUUCUAUUAUUUCUUUCCUGCUACCUGUUAAAUUCGUAAGCGUUAUUAUAUCUUGCAUUUUAAUCUACGAUUUCGAACGGUUGUAUAAGUCUUGUAUAAGUCUAAGGUUGUGUGAGUCUCUUUUAUUUUUUGAUGGGGAACUGGUUACACGUCCUGGAAUCUCAUAAACGGAACGAGUUGGAUAAAUAGCAAUAGAAGGCACGAGUCCUCGAGCAAAGAUCCACGACUCGAGAUGUUCGUUAUUUUUGUUGCAAUUAUAAAGAUAAAUAUUCAUCAAGCCGCUUUCGUACACGUGCCGCCAUCUGGGGAAAUGCAAUAAACAUUUGCAGAUGGCGCUGCGAUAGCUUUUAGAAUUUGAAGCAGUUCGAAUUCGCGGUUUCGUAGUCGGAAUAAAGCUUCUUACGAAAAAAGCACGAGUUAUUACGAAACAUUAACGAAGUGGUUUGCAAUUGUGACAAAUUGUUAAUCUAUAGAUAGAAGAAACACAUAAGUAACUUUGAAACAACGAAAAUUUCCAGGAAUAAUACAUAGUUAUAUUCUAUAAUUGAAAAUUAAAUACAUAUUUUUGUAAUCAACGUUCUAAAUCAAACAUAAAGUCGCGCGUUCAAGCAGACGACGCGACGCUACUGUAACGACCACGUGAAAGCUGUGUCUCGUUGUUUAUCGUAGGAAAAUGGGUCGGAAAAUUCCAGGAAAAAAGCACAGAGGCGUAAAAGAUCCUCUUAAGCAACAGGCAAAACGACUGGCAGAGUUAGAAACAAAGAUAAAUGCACCGCCAAAAAAUGCAGACGAACAAGCUAUACCGAAAACUUUAGAAAGAGUAGUGAAAUUGAAAGAGGCAGUGAAGUCAGGGAAGAUAACCAAAGUCAAGAAAAAGAAAAAGAAAAAAAAUGCCCUCAUAUCUGUUGGCAAUAACUUGUGCUCUAAGCCUUUACAUCCAAAGGCUAAACCAGAUAAAGUUGUUCCUGUAUUUCAACAGAGACCUGGUGAAAGUGAGGAUAGAUUUUUGCACAGAGUUAACAGGGAUACUUACGCCUUUAUUAAUGAAACUGCCUUUGAGAGGAAAUACAGUGUUCAAGUCAAUCGAAAUCCAAAUACAGGAGAGAUAGAGGGGCUUUCGAAAUGCGAAAAAACUGAGUUAGAUGAAAUUGACAUGUUGAGGUCAAAGCAUAAAAAUAUUAAAAAAAAGAAGAAAAAGAAAGAUACUGAUGAACCUAAAAUGAGUAAGUCGGAGAAGAGGAGAGAGAAAUUGAAAUCCAAGAAACAAAAACAAAUGGAAGAAAAAGUAGAUGAAUUUGAUACUUUUAAAGAUCAAGUUAAAUUUGGAGAAGUUGCUCAUGAACCACCUCAAUUAAAAGUCAGGCCAAAACAUGCUGACAAUAUGAGUACCUUUAAGCCUGGAAAAAAGAAACUGCUUCUUCAUUCAAUACUUAAAAAGAGUGAGAAGACAAAAAUGGGGACUAAGAAAACAAAAGCCAUAGAUAAGUCAGGAAAACGCAAGAAUCUACCAGUUGGAGAAAGGAGACAGUUAGAAAAACAGCAAAGUGAUAUCAUAGCAGCAUACAGAAUGUUAAAAGCACAACGGUCGGCUGAUGUUAACAACUAGGGAAGGAAAUGCGGUGAACGUUCGUGAAAAUCGGAAUAAAAGGAAACGCCUGAAAACGAGCUCGUCUGGUAGAAGUCCCGAUCUUCGAACGAUCGACGUCUUCCGUGAUCGAAUAAUCUACGUGACUGGCCACGUGACUGCCGCUCUGCAAACAG